Molecule: messenger RNA, 1681 nt
Organism: Ilex paraguariensis (yerba mate)
Lineage: Eukaryota; Viridiplantae; Streptophyta; Magnoliopsida; Aquifoliales; Aquifoliaceae
Source: the annotation of a GenBank genome assembly
AUGGCGGAGCCGAGCGUUCGAUUGGGCGAUAUCGGAGACCAACCCUAUGAAGCGCACCCGAAUCGAAGAACUAAGCAAUGGAGACUUCCAAUCAAAGACACAAGCAAAGCCUCAAAGACUAGAGCUAUGAUGAAUUUAACCAGCUCGGGAGACUAUCAUGAAACCCUAGAUGGCGAGGAUAAGGAAGGUAAUUUGGACAGCGUGGCAAUUGGGAGCUGGAAAAUUAGGGAUUCUAAAUCGAAGAGGAAUUCAACCAAGAGAGUGAGGUCUAAUUGGGUUUCAAAAAUCGAUGAGAACGAGAAGUUCAGUGGAGGUGGUAAUGAGGAGGAUGAGAAAUUCAGUGGUGAAGAUGAUGGGUAUAGGGAUUUCAAUCGGGAUGGUUCGGAGAGUCCGUUGAAGGAGGUCCAAAGUCCAAUUCAUUCGUUAGAUAAUUUGGAUAGAGGGAAUUUUCAUAGGAGGGGUGGUGUUAGGGGUACCCGGUUUUCCAUGGAGGGUANAUUGGGCGAUAUCGGAGACCAACCCUAUGAAGCGCACCCGAAUCGAAGAACUAAGCAAUGGAGACUUCCAAUCAAAGACACAAGCAAAGCCUCAAAGACUAGAGCUAUGAUGAAUUUAACCAGCUCGGGAGACUAUCAUGAAACCCUAGAUGGCGAGGAUAAGGAAGGUAAUUUGGACAGCGUGGCAAUUGGGAGCUGGAAAAUUAGGGAUUCUAAAUCGAAGAGGAAUUCAACCAAGAGAGUGAGGUCUAAUUGGGUUUCAAAAAUCGAUGAGAACGAGAAGUUCAGUGGAGGUGGUAAUGAGGAGGAUGAGAAAUUCAGUGGUGAAGAUGAUGGGUAUAGGGAUUUCAAUCGGGAUGGUUCGGAGAGUCCGUUGAAGGAGGUCCAAAGUCCAAUUCAUUCGUUAGAUAAUUUGGAUAGAGGGAAUUUUCAUAGGAGGGGUGGUGUUAGGGGUACCCGGUUUUCCAUGGAGGGUAGGGAUUGUCAUGAUGGGGUUGAAUUGGAUGGCCCAAGUGAUACAGAUGCGAGGAAUUGGAAUAAUUCGGAGAGGAAUGGGGUGAGGGUUUGGUUGAAUCAGUUGGGAUNUAGGGAUUGUCAUGAUGGGGUUGAAUUGGAUGGCCCAAGUGAUACAGAUGCGAGGACUUGGAAUAAUUCGGAGAGGAAUGGGGUGAGGGUUUGGUUGAAUCAGUUGGGAUUGGGACGGUACGCCCCGGUUUUUGAGAUACAUGAGGUGGAUGAUGAGGUUUUGCCAAUGCUGACUUUGGAGGAUUUGAAAGAUAUGGGUAUUAAUGCUGUUGGCUCGAGGAGGAAAAUGUAUUGUUCGAUUCAGAAGCUAGGUAAAGGGUUUUCGUGAGUUUGAGUUUGAUUCGCGCUGUGGGUCGAUAGAAUUGGAGAAGAACUAGUACAAUAGCCAUGGAAGACACAAUGUCGAAAUGGGUAUGAGCAUCUUGGGUUAUUUCUUGCAACCUACUAUCUUGCAAUGUAAUGGUUUUGUUUCAACACUUCAUAUGUUUCUUUAUGAUUGCCCUAGGUGAUGCAUUUUAAUCUACUAGUGCAGUUUCAUGCGAAAGAGUACUUAACUUUGCUAGUGUAGCAUUAGAGAACGAAAAUAACUAUUGUACUUGAGGAGCAAAUGACUAGGCAAUUACUGACAAAUAUAGAUGAUGUAAUUUUGAUAAUGGCUG